UGAGGUCUGGAAUUGUUGUUCGGUUGUGCACCUAUCACCAUAGUUGACACUCGCAGUGGGAAGAGCACCAUGCCCUAUAGCAAGGCUCAAGAGGAGCAAGUCGCCACCAUCCUAAGAGAGAGAAAGGAGAAGCAGGAGCUCCUUACACAGGCGAAGGUGAAGAUGAUAGCCGAAGAGCAGGCGGCGAAGAAGAAGAAGCUAGAGGAGGAGAUGAAGAGAUUACAGCAAGAGGAGGAAGAGAGAAUGAGAGCUGCAGAAGAGGAAGAGAUUGAAGAGGAGCAACAGCCAGAAGAAGAGCCCCUCAUAAGGAGGAGCAUGGGGGAAAGAGGGCAGAGAGAGAAGCCGGGAGUGCGGAGCGGGGCGUACACCUCUGGCGGGGAGGCUUUGCCUAUGCGCGCAGGCCAGAGACGUCAGGACUCGUUGAUGGAGAUAGAGGCUCGUAUAGCAGCCCACCAGGCGGAGAUUGCAGCGUUGGAGGCUUCAGCAUUGGCGAGGGUUUAUGAGGCUGCACGAGACGUCGAUGCAGACACGGAGGAGAAGCCUAUUGACGUGGUCUUGGCCUAUAAAAUCUUCUCCAUGAUUCCGUCCUUCUGCGAAGAACACACCUGUGUGUCCGACGAUGUGCAUUUGGCUGCUAAUGGUGAGAGAGGACAAGAUUGUGCAGCUAUGAAGGAUAAGAACUUAGCCUUAACGAGCUUAAGAUCAAUAUCUUCCUAUUUGAGUGGAAGUGAUGAUUGUUCCAGAAUGAGGAGCUCUGUAGACAAGUACCUGGAGCCGUUUGACACCCAAAUUCUCUCAACACCUCGUGGUAUCUUUUGCCGCAGCUCUGAUGGGAUGGUGGAUCCAGCCAAGACGGUUGACGACAUCCCCUUCGAAUGUGCGCCAGUUGCACUCUAUGACAGAGUUUGCCACUUCCUAAAGGACGAAAGAGACAAUCUACGCACAACGAUGGCAGCAUCAAUGGCAUCCCUGGCAGCUGAUGACUUAACUGCCGGCGAUGAGGAAGAGCCUGAGGGGAAGUCCAAGCAGAAGAAGAAGACGGGACCAUCGAUGACUUCCAAGGCAACCAAGAAACUAGGGCCUACUGAUAACCCAGAAGAAGAUAUUGCAGCAGAAUGUGAAAGUGAUGAAGAGGGUGGGGUUGGAGUAGCCGCAAACUGGGAUUUUCAGAAGAAGAUAAAGGCAUAUGGACACAAUCCUGAGGGAGGGGGAGGGAGGAGGACAACACCAUGGCAACAUGGCAUCAACUUCAAACCAGAUUCAGAAAGCCCCUCAGAAGACCAUGUGCCGGGGAGCAGAAGUUUCGCAGGGAGCGCUGCUUUGCCUCCAGAGACGGAUGAAGAUGACGAGCUGUUGCUGAAUACUGCAAGAAUACAAAGCCGCCAACUUGCUAGCCUGCGCGGCAACAGACAAGAUCUCAUUGUGGUUGCAUCUCUGAUCGGGCGCAUUCCAAAUCUCGCGGGCCUUGCACGAACUUGUGAGGUAUUCAAGGCAUCUAGCCUUGUUGUUUCUGAUGGCCGAGUUGUGGCAGACAAGCAGUUCCAACUGAUAAGUGUGACCGCAGAGAGGUGGAUACCAAUUGUGGAGGUCCCUGAGUCCUCUCUGAAUAUUUAUCUGGACAAGAAGGCAAGAGAGGGCUACACGUUGAUCGGCUUAGAGCAGACAGCAAACAGCAUCGCCAUACAUGAAUACGACUUCCCAAAGAAAACGGUUUUGGUGCUGGGAAGAGAGAAGGAGGGUGUCCCGGUCGAGAUCAUCCAGCGGCUCCAUGGAUGUGUUCAGAUUCCACAGAUGGGCGUCAUCCGAUCGCUGAACGUUCACGUGAGUGGAGCGAUUGCAACCUGGGAGUACACACGUCAACAGCUCACUAAGAAGACAGAAGCCACUGGUCAUGAUUGCUGAAACAUGUACGUGAUAUUUUACUCGCAAAAGUUCUGUUUGUUUCUUACCUUCGUGUGCUAUAGAGAUUAAGGCGGCUCGUAAAGGCCAAAAACAAUCUCUGGGGAAACAGGAGGAAAGCUAUCAGGGGCAAGUUCUUCAACUGAGCCUAGCUCAAAUGAGGGAACACGGAGUUGAGUCAGUUGAGCGGCAGUUUAAGCGUAUGUACUUCAUGGAGUGUGGGUGGCCCAUUUUAUUUGAGUCUAGCUCAAAUAAGGGAACACAGAGUUGAGUCAGUUGAACAGCAGUUUAAGCGUAAGUACUUCAUAGAGUGAGGGUGAAAAAACAGUUGCCCCUUCUAUUCUGGGCCCCAGCAGUCCGGUUACCUUAGAGU
Chara braunii is the source of this 2272-nucleotide messenger RNA. NCBI's taxonomy places the organism in Eukaryota, Viridiplantae, Streptophyta, Charophyceae, Charales, Characeae. The record is from the annotation of a GenBank genome assembly.